AUGGCAACCAGCCCGUCCGGAGCGCCCGUCUCCAUCGUCUGCGUCGGCAUGGCCGGCAGCGGCAAGACGACCUUCAUGCAGCGCAUCAACGCGUACCUACACCAGAAGAAAGAGCCGCCGUAUGUCAUCAACCUGGACCCGGCGGUGCGCAACGUGCCCUUCGACAGCAACAUCGACAUCCGCGACUCGGUCAACUACCGCGAGGUCAUGAAGCAGUACAACCUCGGCCCCAACGGCGGCAUCAUCACCUCGCUCAACCUCUUCGCCACCAAGAUCGACCAGAUCCUCGCCCUGCUCGAGAAGCGCACCGCGCCGCCGCCCCCUCCGGCAGCUGGUGAGGCCGCACCGCAGCAGCAGCAGCAGCAGCAGCACAAGCCGAUCAAGAACAUCCUCGUCGACACGCCCGGCCAGAUCGAGGUUUUCGUGUGGAGCGCCAGCGGCGAUAUCCUGCUCGGCUCGUUGGCCUCCAGCUUCCCGACGGUCAUCGCGUACGUCAUCGACACUCCGCGCACGGCGUCGACGAGCACCUUUAUGAGCAACAUGCUGUACGCCUGCAGUAUCCUCUACAAGACCAAGCUGCCCAUGAUCCUGGUCAUGAACAAGACCGACGUCAUGGACGCCGAGUUCGUCAAGGAGUGGAUGACGGACUUCGAGGCCUUCCAGGCAGCGCUGAGGGAAGAGGAGAACGGCGGUGGUUUUGGAGGCGUGGAGGGGGGCGAGGGCCCGGUUGGCGGAGGGAGCGGGUACAUGGGUAGUUUGUUGAACAGCAUGAGUUUGAUGCUGGAGGAGUUCUACCGGCACUUGAGCGUUGUUGGUGUGAGCUCGAUGACCGGUGCGGGCGUGGACGAGUUCUUUGAGGCUGUGAAGGAGAAGGCAGCGGAGUUCGAGCGGGAUUACAAGCCCGAGCUUGAGCGGAGGCGGGAAGAGCGUGUGAAGGAGAAGGAGGAGAGGCGCGAGAAGGAGCUUGACAAGCUCAUGAGGGAUAUGAGCGUCGGUGGGGCUUCGAACAAGACGCCCAGCCAGCCUAAGAACAAGGGAAGAAAGAAGGAGGAGCCGGAGACGAUCAGCGAUCUCGAAGAUGAAGAUGAAGACGAGGAUGGACCGGCUGCGGACUCGGACGACUUCGAGGAGGAUGACGAUGAUGAGCAGGGUCUGCAAAGCAGGUACCAGAAGGCUCUACAGGAGGACCACGACCGAGCUGCUGGUGGGGACGACAUGAGCUUUGCGCGGUAUGUCACACAGGCUCGCAUGGGUUGA
This is a messenger RNA of Lasiodiplodia theobromae, 1257 nucleotides long. Its product is annotated as Gro-1 operon protein 2. The coding region runs from base 1 to 1257 and encodes 418 amino acids. The transcript has a single exon. The record is from RefSeq and is a predicted model, not a curated record. Gene Ontology annotation, molecular function: GTPase activity. NCBI's taxonomy places the organism in Eukaryota, Fungi, Ascomycota, Dothideomycetes, Botryosphaeriales, Botryosphaeriaceae.